AUACUCCCUCCGUCUCAUUUUAUGUAUCGUCAUUUGAUCGGGCACGGAGUUUAAGAAAUAAGGAAAGACUUGAUAAAGUUUACCAAAUUAUCCUUUAUCAAAAAAUGUGUCAAUAUGUUUUUUUAAUUAAGUGGGAUUAAUAAGGGUAAAAGGAUAAUUAUGUCUUUAAAAAAUUGUCUAAUAAGGAAAGACGAUACUUAUUUUGAAACGAACUAAAAAAAAUGAUGACACAUAAUUUGGGACGGAGGAAGUAAUAUAAAAAUAUUAUUUUGUGCUAAGGUAAUACAUAUUCAAGUGAGUAAAGUAAGAAAAAAGAAAAGCGCAUUAUGGUAUGUGGAAUAAGAAAGAAAUCCACUUGAUUACUAAAACAAACCAAAUAUAGUUGACCAAACGACGUCACCUCUUUGCCCGCUUUUGACUCUUCCUUUAUAAACACCACACAAAUAACAUUCUCACAAAAUCGCAAGCCAAAAAAAUAAAAGGAUAUCUGAAAAUAUGGUGAGAAAUAGGAGAGAAGAACUAUACGUUACCGUUCCGAGUCUUUUCCGAUGUCCGAUUUCCAUGGACGUAAUGAAGUCUCCCGUAAGUCUCUGCACCGGCGUCACUUACGAUCGGAGCUCCAUUCAAACUUGGCUUUCUCAAGGCCACAAUACUUGUCCCGCCACCAUGCAAAUCCUUCCUUGUACAGAUUUCACACCUAACCUCACUCUCCGGAGGCUUAUCAACGUUUGGCUUCAGCAUCAGACGACGACGGCGAGUUCACUGGGAGCUGUAACGCCGUCUUUAUCUGCUGUAACUAAGUCGGAAGUUGUAGAAAUUGUGAAAAGUAUCAACGGCGAGAUAAGCCAGUUGAGUAAUUUGGUGAAGAUUGUGGAAUUUGUGAAAUGUUCUGGGGAGAAUCGGAGGUUUUUUGUGAAUUUGAGUGAUGCGAUUGUGAAUGUUGUUGGAGUUUUGGUAGAUUGUGAUGAGGUUGAAAUUUGUGAAUCGGUUGUUGCGGUUUUGGAUUUGGUUGUAUCGGAGAAUGGAGUGAAAGAGCAGUUGAACAAUGAGAUUUUGCGGAGCGAUCGGAGAGUUCUACCCAAAUUACUCUCGAUUUUUCGUAAAGGGAAGCUGAGUUCGAGGAUUCAAACUGCUCGGAUUCUGGAAUUCAUCGCAUCAGACGCCGAUUCGCAGAGGAAGAUAGUCGAGGAGCAAGGUUUACUCCACGAAUUGCACGUAUUCACCAGCACGGAGACGAACCGGUUCGCGAUAGAAGCCGGUUUAUCAACUCUAAUCGCGGUUUCAACCACUCGACUAGCGAAAAAAGAGCUCAUCCGGUUCGGAAUUGUACAAGCAAUUGGAAAAGUCCUUACCGGUUCAGAAACCGCUCGGCCGGUGGUUGAGAAGUCGUUAAAACUCUUAGAAACAGUAGCAACCUGUACGGAAGGGAGAACGGCGAUCGGGAAAUGCGAGGAGUGCUUAUCGGCGAUAGUUACGCGCCUGAUGAAGAGCACGAGAGCCGCCACGGAGCACGGCGUUGCGGUGCUGUGGAGCGUGUGCAGCUUAGCGCGUGAUGCGGCGGCGCGUGAGGUGGUGCGGAAGGUGAAUGGGCUGACGAAGGUGUUGCUGGUAAUGCAAAGUGAUUGUUCAGCCGGCGUACGGCAAAUGUGUGGGGAGUUGGUCAAAGCAUUGCGCGUGGGGAAUAAUAAUAAGAACUAUUCAAAGUCGUGUUUGGCGAGUUAUGAUACCAAAACUACUCACAUUAUGCCCUACUGAAAAUAAUACUAAUAAAUAUACCACUCAGAAUUUGUGUUGACUGACCAAACCAAAAGAACCAAACACUAGUUUUUCUUUUCUUUUUCUCUUUUUGUUAUUAUUAAUGAUACUCCAUUUGUUUAUAGAAAAUUGAAUUAGGUAGAUUCAUGUUGUAAAUUCAAAGGAAUUUUGCUAAUGAUACAAAUGACAUCAAACUGUUAGCAAAAUAUAUCAGAAGCUCGAUAUUACUUCAUUAUCA
This is a messenger RNA of Capsicum annuum, 1993 nucleotides long. RefSeq names its product U-box domain-containing protein 27. The coding region runs from base 496 to 1755 and encodes 419 amino acids. Lineage: Eukaryota; Viridiplantae; Streptophyta; Magnoliopsida; Solanales; Solanaceae. Gene Ontology annotation, molecular function: ubiquitin protein ligase activity. The record is from RefSeq and is a predicted model, not a curated record. Gene Ontology annotation, biological process: protein ubiquitination. The transcript has a single exon.